Nematostella vectensis (starlet sea anemone) is the source of this 2317-nucleotide messenger RNA. RefSeq lists its product as uncharacterized. The record is from RefSeq and is a predicted model, not a curated record. Gene Ontology annotation, cellular component: cytoplasm. Gene Ontology annotation, molecular function: GTP binding; protein binding; ATP hydrolysis activity. Bases 126 to 1865 code for a protein of 579 amino acids. The transcript has 3 exons. Lineage: Eukaryota; Metazoa; Cnidaria; Anthozoa; Actiniaria; Edwardsiidae.
CAAUGCUUCACAUAUCACCAAUCAGAUACCCCGUUUUAUUGAAUAAUUUGCAUAAUCAAAAUGGAAAUGUAAAAAACAAGAAGUCUAAAGGAAAAGAGUUUUAGCAAUUUUUUAUUGUUGCAGAAAUGGAUUACUUCGAAGAGCAGAGAGAGGAAAUAGAAUCAUUGAAGUCUAUAUUUUCAGAGGAAUUUGCGGAAAUUAGCAGCUCCCCACCAUGUUUUAUAGUGCGAAUUGAAGACAUUCCUACUCCAACCCCUCUUCAAGUGAAAUUCACGUUUCCCGAUUCCUACCCCGAUGAAGCACCUUUGAUCGAGAUUCCAAACCGAUCACUUGGGCUGCCAAGCGACUUGCUCGUUGAGCUUGUUCAACAUUUGCAGCAGGUCGCAAAAGAGUCUUUGGGAAUGGCUAUGGUGUUUACCCUAAUCAAUGAAGCACAUGAUUGGCUUAACAGCAAUGCAGAGCGAAUCACAUGUCAGAAGUCAGUCACUGAUGAUGACAACGAUGUUCUAGAUGAUGUUGAUGAUGAUGAGUCAUUUGCAGAUUUUAGAACAUCACAAUCAAAGCAAGGAGGCCGAUGGGAUUAUGUUAUUGGAUUAAUUGGUAAACCCUCAGCAGGGAAAUCAACUUUCUUCAAUGCAGCAACACAGCAAAAUCGAGCCAGGGUUGCAUCCCACCCUUUCACCACCAUUGAACCAAAUAUUGGUAGAGGAUUUUAUGCCAUUCCUUGCCCAUGUGGUACUCUCUCAAAACAAUGCAAUGCAGCGUACGGCCAUGCUGACAAUGGUGAUAGAUAUGUGCCUGUCAUUCUAAAAGAUGUUGCCGGUCUAGUCCCAGGUGCUUGUGAGGGGCGUGGCAAGGGAAAUAAGUUUAUGAAUGACUUGCUUGAUGCUGAUGUACUUAUUCAUGUAAUUGACGCAUCAGGAGAAACAGAUGAGAAUGGGAAAGAAACAAGCGAUUAUGAUCCUUCUCAAGAUGUAGAGUGGCUCUAUGAGGAACUCCAUCGAUGGAUUGCCGACAAUAUCAUGGACAAGUGGGAUGCCAUAUGCAAGAAACCUAUGAAGUUAUAUGAUAUGUUCACAGGCUACCAUGCUUCCAAGUCGCUCAUUCAGUCCAUUUUCAUGGUGGCUGGUAUCACAGAAAAGAAAUUGAAAAAUCUAUUUAGUUUAAACAAGAAAGAUGCAACGGAGUUAAUCGAUAAGCUAGUGUCUGAAUUUUUGAAGGUAAGGUUCCCCAUUCUUCUAGCAUUGAAUAAGAUAGAUAGACCAGAUGCUGAGAAGAACAUUGCAAAGUUCCACACAAAGUUCAAAGGGAUGUCUGUUGUCCUGGUCAGUGCCAAAAGUGAGAUGUUUCUCCAGCAACAAGAUAAAGAUGGGCUAUUGCAGUAUGCAGGGGGUGCUGCUGAUUUUUCAUUUCCUGGAAAUGAUGUAUUGUCUGAUGGACCUAUUUCACAAGUGUAUAUGGAUACAGCCUCAGAAAUCAGAUCCAAAGUCCUUUUCCCUUAUGGUAGCACUGGUGUUUUAAAGGCUGUAUCUGAGGCAGUCUGUCUCCGCCAACCUGUUUAUGCCUUCCCUGUCAAUUCCCUAGAUACACUAGAAUCAAUAAAUGUUUUACCAGGAAACAAAGAGAGGGAUAUAUUGCGUGACUGUGUCACCCUAAAACCAGGCACUUCAGUUGGGAAGCUGUUUAAUAUCAUGUGUAACCCCCCUGUGAGUUUGCUAGCAGGGGAUUAUGUGCGAGCCGAGUGUGUAGACGGAGCAGGCAAGAAAAGGGUGAUGCAUAAGGAUGACAUGAUUGAUGGAACUGCCCAAAUUAUCAAAAUCAUGAGUAACAAAAAGGCAUCUGUGUCGAAUAAACAGCGGAGUUGAUGAAUGAGGACAAAAGUUUUCCUAUCAAAAAAUGUUUAUAUUAUGUGAGCCAAAUUUGUUGUUGGAUGGCGGUUGAUAAUUCAAAUAUAUAACCUCUGCAAAUAAUACCACUGUGACCAAUUAAUUUCCUUGCUGCAUACAGUCAAAUGGGUCAUGAAGCAACAGUAAAAAAAUAAAAGCCAUCAACUGGUUAAGACAGUUGAUUUACUAUACACACUAUUCCCUAAAAAGACAUAGGAUUUUGGAUUAACCAAAGUCGUGCCACAACAAAUUUCGCUUUAAGCUACAUUAUCACGGUUGAAUCAACUUGAAUACUUGAAUUGAUAAUUUCAUUUGAUUUUUACUCAUUCGUUUACUCACAAAAAACUGUUUUCUUCAAUCUAUAGAUUGAGGACUUCUCCAUUUCUUCACUGUUUAAUUUGUAAAAAAUAAACAGCGGCAUUGUUAUGCAA